GACGCCCUCGUUAACGAGAAACUCUUUUACAUUAAAGAAAUAAAAAAAUGUGAACACAGAUUUAGAUUUUUCAAAAUCCUCCAUAGGUUGCAGUGAAGAUAACAGAAAUUCACGGGGAGAAAGCGGCGAUCGUGCGACGAAACUGUCAGCGCGAAGUCUCCACGUUGAACAAACUGAACCACCCAUGUAUAGUAAAAAUACACGAAGCGUUCAAGGCGAAAGACACUUGUUGUUUAGUUAUGGAAUAUGUGGACGGCGGAGACUUACUGACGUUUGUACGAGAGAAAACAGAAGGCAAGUUAGUUGAAGAAGAUGCGAGGUGGUAUUUUGAACAGAUUGUCUCCGUUGUCGAUUAUCUACAUCACCGACGUAUUGUGCAUAGGUAAGUGAAUAAUAGCCUGCGUAUCAGGUGUUUAUUUGCGGGUGGCGGCGGGCGGUGCCGGCCGAGGAAUAAUUGUAGUUGCAGUGGUUAACCCUUUAAGUGGCAAUGGGCCCAGAUGCACCCUACUUUAUUAUAUUAUUUCUGUCUAACGCCAGAUUAUUUUACUCUGCCUCACGCCAGAUUAUUUUACUCUGUCUAACGCCAGACCAUUUUACUCGUCAGGGGGAGUGCUGCCCCUCAAUGGGUCAAUCAGACUCUGCCCAUGCACCCUGUUAACCCUUUAAGUGGCAAUGCGCCCAGUUGCACCCUACUUUAUUAUUUCUGUCUAACGCCAGUUUAUUUUACUCUGUCUGACGCCAGACUAUUUUACUCGUCCGGGGGGGGGGGUUCUUACUGUGAUUCGUAGGGAGAUUCUUACUGUGAUUCUUAUGGAGAUUCUUAUUGGGAGAUUCUUACCGUGAUCACAGAAACUUUGAUAGUGUAAACAAAGCCUUUAGACCCAGUAACGAUCGUUACUCAAGGGAUUAGACUUCAAUUAUUAAGCUCUUUGUCACGUCUGUGAAGACAACUUGGGGAGUGUUUUAAUAUACGAGUCCUGUAUGUAUGGCUGGUCUUCCUAGGCGAGACCUAGCAUGCUAUAUAUUUGAAAUUUAAAUAGAAAAAGGAUAGAAAGGCUGGCCCAUCUAGGCGAGUUCUCGCCAAUGACUACCGCAGAUCUGGCCUAGUAUAUAGGCCUGCAUGAAAGUUUUCCAAAUAGGCUCACAGGUGGAAGGCUGAAUCUGUAAGUGAAACUCAGUAAACACUCGUCGUAUCAUUAGUAUCAUACUCGGCCUUUUCAUGUCUUCGAUGUGCACAUAUAUUUAAUUUGCACUGCAAAAUAUAAUUUUGAACUUAAUGAGAAAAAUAAUGUGCGAAAUCCAUUUAAUGUUGUUUGGGAAAGCGAGCCACUCUGUGAAUACCACCUGUAAUAACCUUGUUAAGGUCAAGCUAUAUCAGUUCUGGCUCGCCUCCAUCAUUUAUGAGGUGUAAAUGUCAUCCUAAUGAUCCCAAAUGAUAAACUUAAUUGCCUGUUUCUGUGCCAAAAUUUGGAUGCACCACCGACAGAUUGCAUGCUUGAUUAAACAUUAAGGGAAAACCCAUGUGAGCACGUGGCCAGGGAUUAGUGUUUCCGGGCGAUGUUUGUAACCACGUGUUGAUAUUUGCAUUAAUAUUUAGAUUGAUUGCUUAAGUUAAGCUAUUACCUGCUAUUACAUAAUAUCACUAUUGUAGAGGUGUAUUGAUCCAAAAAUCCUCCUACACUUCUUCCAAAAUCCUCAAAAUCUUCUAAAAUUAUCCUGAAAUCCUGCUAAAAUUUGUUGCAAAAUUCCAACAAAAUUCCUAAAUUUGCCAAUAAAUCUCGAAAAUAUGGAAUCCUUGAAAGUCGCAAAAUCUCUUCCAAAAUCACUCUAAAAAAAUUUGAGGGCCGAAAGUUUGGAAAAUAAUCCCCGAAUCUCUGGAUAUAUUGAAGUGAUUUUGAGAGCAACACACCUCUGGUUUUCAGAGCAAUACACCUCUGAUGCAUGCUUACGCAUGACCUAUUCACGUUACAAGGCUACACAGUGUAAAAAUCUCACAGAUUGUUGACAAAUCUCGAACAAGAUUGUUGAGGUCAACAGACUCGCAACAAGUUGUUUCAACAAGUCUGAUUUAUGACAACAAGUAGCAACCUGUUAUGAACAACCUGUAUUAGUCUUAUUGGAACAACUUGUAGCAAGUCUGUUACCGUCAUCAACUUUGUAACAAGGUGAUAACAAUUGUUUCAGACUUGUGUAGUAAACGGGCAAUUACUGCCUCUUCCGCACGUUCGAGAGUCUCCGCACCACGAAAUACAACUUUUUCAUAGUAUUGUAGUUGUUUGUAUAAUGGUAAAUUUACUGUUACAACUUUUAAAAGUCGCUUUUCACGUUGUUUGAAUUGUCUUGAAUCUCUCACGAGGGCAGACAGUACCCCAAAAAUGGCGGAUUUUGGCCUUCGUGAGAAAGCCUAAUUGAACGCAUUGUCGGGUGAUGUUAGCCUGAGAUGUUGGAUCGCGUUUGACCUUGUUUGAAAUUUGACAAUUACGUUAAUGAGAUUGAUCAUCGUGUGCACGCAGCCUCGUGCGCGCGCUUACCAGUGCGUGAAGCGUGUCAUUAAACACGUGUUGGAUAAGCGUACCGCGGCGAUGCUCACAGCUUGAAAGCUAUCUUCCUAUUUUAUCAUGGUUAUAUUUAGAACAUGAUUUUCUGGGAGUGGACAGAAAAUGAUACUGAAUUACUAAAUGACUCGGUGGUCUAGUCUAGGUAGUAACCUGUGAACUUCUGAAUAAUUUUGAAUAAUUUUUCUGUCUUGUCAAUUACCAGAAUAUGCAACAGGAAACCUAAACUAAAUUAACUUUAUUGAUACUGGAUAGCUGUAUCAACUGUUCUCCCUAGAGGUUCAUAUUGAUCAAGUGUUACUGCAUGAGAACACUGGAGUACACACAUAAAAACGCACAAGUUGUAGCAAGUCUGCAAACAAGAUGUCACAAGUCUGUUCACAAGCUGUCAGCAAGUUGUGUUCGCAUUGCUUGUUCCCAGUUUGUUGUAACAAGUUUGAAACAAGCUGUUAACAACUUGUAGCAAUCUUGAUGGCAUUAUCGUCAACACAAGGUUGUAACAAUCUUGUUAUAUCAAGCAUGUAACGGACUUGUCAGAACAACCUUGCAACAAGUCUGAUAAGUUCGACAAGGUUGUUUCAAGGUGUCAACAAGUUGUUCCAAACCUAUUGACAAUUUGUGAGAAGCAGUGCGAAUACAUCUUGUUGACGGCUUGUUGGCAGACUUGUUACAAGAUGUGAUAUUUUUACGCGUGUACUUGGAGAAGACCUAACCGUUGUGUCAUAAAUACUACCAUCACAAAUUACUAACCGGCUUAAUUAAUAAAAAUAAAGAAUAUAUUAACCACAUUCUAGCACGUGUAUUUUAUUGGUGCGUCGCCUUGAUAAUUGAUGAAUAAACAUUCAUAAUCAUUACGUAUAACCUAUAUGCUGUUGUGUAUUUGGUUAUAUAUAGAUUGUAGUGACUUAUAAUGCAAGGACCAACAAUCAAUAUUUUACUUUCAAGUCUUUUCUCAACAAUUUUUUACUAGGGAUUUGAAAAUGGAAAAUAUAUUGUUGCAAGGAGCUGACAAAAAAAUGGUUAAAAUUAUCGGUGAGUUAUCGGAAUUACCUUUUUUUAUAUUUGGUGAAUGGGGUUUGAUGUAUAUACAAAAAGAAGCUUAGUUAAACUGCCUACCAAACAGUAUCGUAUACUCGCCAUUUUUAGCAAGCUGCAUAAUUUGUAUAUAUAAUUCUUGUUGUUAUUAGAUUUUGGUCUCAGCAAUGUUUUCUCCAAGGGAGAAUUUCUUAGCACGAAAUGCGGAUCACCGGAAUACGCGGCGCCGGAACUCUUUCGAAAAGACUGUAAAUAUGGCACAGAAGUUGACGUCUGGAGUUUGUAAGUAUGAAUAUAUUUGAUGAACCCUUUAAGUUGCAUUGCGCCCUACUGUGCUAUUUUACUCUGUAAAUUUGAUUUUGCUCGUGCUGGCGUUAAAUGGGUUAAGACAAUAUAUUAUACCAUGCUGUUUCUGGUUUCUUUUAUAAUUCUAUAUUUAUCAUUUUUAGGGGGAUUAUAUUAUAUGGAAUGUUAAUUGGCCAGCUUCCGUUUAGGUAAGGAAUGGAUAUACCUAAAAAUUUGCAUAAUAUUAGCUCAAAAUUAACAGAAUUUUCAAAAUUCUUGCUAUGGGAAAUAGCGUGAAUAUACUAGGGAUUUAGUGGUUCACUGUUUUUUUUUGUUUACCAGUGUUAUCCUCCUUGCAUUCGUGUUUUACCUAUUGCCAUUGAUGAAAUUAGGAUUUUGUUUCUUCUGUAGAAAUGGUAAUUAUGGAAAAUUGGUCGGUCUGAUUUCGAAAGGACUAACCAGCGUUCAUCAGGAAAAAAUGAAGAAUUUAAAUGCAGGUAUGUUACUGUUUACAUCACAGAAUCGUCUUCAGAAAAACGUGAAGGGAAAAUAUCCAAGGUCACUGUUGAGGGACUCAUAUUCUAGGGGAGUCGAUCCGGGGUCUUUAAAAACGUUUGGUUUUUGUGUACUGGACCAAUAAACAUAGACGGAUUUUCAGAUUUUGCUUCGGGGGGGGGGGGGCGAAAUUUAGGGGGGUUGAGUGACGGGGUGCGUUGCGCCGCUGAACAAGCUGCAGCAACGGUGUGGGGGCACAGUUGCUAAUGGGGGUAAAGGGACGAAGCUCAGGAAAUUUUGAGAUUUUUGGUCUUAUUUAGUUCAAACUCCUUGUUUUUAGUCUUACUUAGUUCAGAAUCUGUAUUUCCAUCACACUACUGUCAUUUAUCCCAAUGAGCAUUUAAUUUAUUUUUUGGGGGGUGGACCUUCUAUUGGUAGGGUGGGGAACAUUUUUUUUUGGGGGGGGUGCAAAAUAACGUUUUUUGGGGGGUGGGGUGCGAACCCCCUGCACCCUCCAGAAAAUCUGUCCAUGCCAAUAAAUAACAAGCACUACAGGAACACCUUUUUAAAAUUUUUCCAGAAUGUGCUGUUCUAUUAUCCAACAUACUUCAACCUGAGUCAAGCAGACGGUACACAAUACAAAACAUCAUGGCACACCCCUGGUUGUGUUCAGGACGGAAUAAACUCGCGAUAUUCAGGUCACCUGAUGUUGACAGAGGCAAGAAACAAAAGGUGAGUUGAAAUGGGUUCGGAAAGAGCGCUUGCGCUCAACUGAGAAUCAUUAAUUUCAAAGGGUCGAAAGUUCCGUGAAAUUAACAAAUGGGAUAUUUUUAUGCAUUACAGUUGAUAAAGGCAACUGCUGCCAUUAUGGAAUUAUCAAGAACUGAAGUCAGCUUAGCUGUUGAGUCGAGACAAUGUGAUUCCAUAUUUGCGGUCUACAACAUCUUACUGCAGGAAGAAUUGAAGCAAGACAAUAACCAUGCUACCAAAACCGUUUCAUCUGUUGUGAUUCGUGACCACAGCAACACGGCAAGGCUUGCUGGUGGAACUGCCGAAAAAAGACGGAGAAUGAACGAGAAAGAAACAAAAUCUUCGCGAAAUACUUUACAGAAAAGUAGACUUCGCAGUAUGCAAGCCAAACGACUUUGGGCAAUGAAGAAAAGAACACAGAAUUCUGAAAGGUGGGUGUGGGACGGUUGGUCCUUACUAAAUUACAGUAAGGACCUAAUAUUACUUUGGGGCUGGGUUGGUUGGUCGGCCAGGUUGGUUGUACUUGACUGGGUUGGUUGGUUAGCCGGGUUGGUUGGUCAGCCGGGUUGGUUGAUCGACCAGAUUGGUUGGUUGGCCGGGUUGGUUGUUUGGUCAGGUUGGUUGAUUGACCGGGUUGGUUGAUUGGCCGGCCAGUCAGUCCAUUGUUUGGUUGGUUUGUCAGUCGGUUAGUACGUCCGUCGAUUGGUUAGUUGUUUGAAUUGGUUGGGCAUUUGGUCAACCUGGUCAAUUGGUCGGUUGUUCAGAGUCGUUUGGUCAAUACCAUAGAUAUCUUAUAUUAACUAGAUAGCGCAUCUCUUUUAGGAAAAUUGAAGCCAAGAAUAUUCCAGCGGUUACCCCCAUUUGAAUAGAUGGCGGCCAUGUUGGAGUUUCCCACUCGCUAAUAAACGCUUAAAAAACAACACUAUAACUUUCAUCAUUUGAAUAGUUUGAAAAUAUAUUUGGAAUAGUUUUAACUUAAUGUUUAAGUUCCCUGUUUAAUAAAUAGAAAACAUACGAGUCUUCUCAUUUCAUGGGAAUAUCCCGAGUCUGCAAUCACGGCUUCAAUUUUUGAAUUGCAGAAUAAUUAGAUGCACUAUCUAGUGUAUAUAAGAUAUCUAUGAUCAGUACUUGUUAUCUUGGUAGGUCAGCAUCAAUCAUUGCCAGCAUAUUAUGACAUUUGAACGAGGUUUAUUGAAGACAUGGUGUAUAUGUAUUUGCUCACGUCACUGUAGGAUAUUGCAAGCUUUAGGGACUGGUCAUAAAGUAACUGCUAGGGUGGGCUGGAGGUAAAUCACAAAUUUUUCCAAUAAGUUUGGUGACCCAUCUUAGGAUGUAGAUAAAAAUUUCAAAGCCCAUCUAUUCUUACCAAAUUUAUUUCAUGACCCACCCACCCAAUCUAAAUUGGGAAAAUACACUUUUAUAAUAAACCAAGUCGACCAACAUAAUUGCACCAAGUUGACCAACAAAUUCAUCACCAAUUACGACACUGAGCUGUUCUCCAUUUGGUUGUAUUUGCUGUGAUUCGACGAUCACUUCUUGUUGUUGUAUAAAACAAAGUACUGGCUUCAAUAACAUCAUUUGUAUUUAAUAAUUUGGAUAGUUUUAGUUACUUCUAUUAUUAAUUUAAUAUCUGCCCAUGUUGGGUUUUUGUUUGGUGGCCCAACCGUGGACAUACAAAAAAAUUGGCGGCCCAUCGAAAAUGCCCAAAGAUUUUCCAUGGCCCAUCCCAAAUCACUCCAGCCCACCCUAGCAGUUACUUUAUGACCGGUCCCUUACAGACUAUUCAUUCUAUUAUUUUCAUUUCGUUUUAUUCUGUUUCUCCUGCAGGAAAACAUUUGAUGGCGUAAGCUGUGUGAUCGGGACAAGCAUAGGAAGGCCAACCACGGAAAGAAAUUCAACUGAUAGAAAUGAAGUUGAGAAAGUGGAAAUUAAUAAUAAUACAUCAAAAGGAAUAAUUGAAAAUGAGGACAAGAAAUGCGAUGAUUUACCUGAGGUGACUUGUAAAAAUAUUGUAGGUGAGUAUUAAACUUACCAAUUGACCGUAAUCAAAGCAUGGGCGGAUUUACUGGGGUUAAACCCCUCUAGAAUCUCUCUAACCCCUCUUAUAAAGUGUUCAACCCCGCCAAAAUUUCGCUUCACCCCUCUUAUUUUGUGUGAAAGUCUUUAACCCUAACGCCUAACCCCAGCCGAAAGAAAAUGAAAAUCCGCCCUUGAAUCAAAGGUCGUCUCUAAAGGCUGGUAUACACUUUCAAAGUUUCUGUGAUAUGUGUUGUAAAUUGUAAAUUUUGAAAGAUUUGUAAGGGCCCUUCAAAACGUAGAAUUUACUCGUAUGCAAAAUUCCUACCGUCUUCACAGAAACUUUGAUAGUGUAAUCCAACACUGCUAAAAUGUACGGAAUUUUAACGUGCGACUAACCACAAAUAUUAUUUUUUGUAUGUGUAAUAUUUGGGUCAUUCGAAGAAGAAAUGUAAUGUAUCUUUAUAAUACAAAAUUCCAUCUUGAUCAACUUUUUCACUGUCAAAGUUUCCGGAUAUGAUGUCAUUAGGUGAAUUGCAAAUGAGUUUUCCUUUGUUUUUUUGUACCAAAAAUUCACCUAGUGACGUCAUAUCCGGAAACUUUCACAGUGAAAAAGUUGACCAAGAUGAGGUUUUUUACUAUAUAAAGAUAUAUUAUAUUUCUUCUUAGAAUGACCCAAAUAUUACACAUACCAAAAAUUAUAUUUUGGGCUAGUCACACUUUAAGUUUUCCUUUGAUAGAACAAACGAGUACCCAUAAUGAGAAUAGUAAAACAGAAGUCAUUGAUCAAACAGAUUUAGAAAAUUUAAAUGCUGGUGGUAAUGCGGAAUGCCAAGUGGAACAGUCGCCGACAGUCGGUCAAACAACGGAUAAACAAGAUGAUUUGAAAACUGACAAUGAAGAAAGCGAAUCAGAUGUGACUUUGAAUGAAAAUGUAAGUACAAACAUUUAUUUAAGAAUAUCACGAUGAUCAUUCGGUUGAAAAAUAAGAAUUCUAUUUUUACAACAUAACAAUUACUGCUUUUUGAUAUAUUCCAUAUUACUAUUACAUGACUAGAAUUAUAUGUUCCUUACUGGGUCUUUACUUCUUCGCUUACCAAAUAAUUACUAAAAUGUACCCAACUACGUUCAGUUUCUACAGGAUCUUAGACACUUUCGAAUUAGCAACAACAACUUUCCCAAUACAGACAAUAUUACGAUAAACAUUAAGAUCACCAAUGGCGCAACAACUACGAUAUUUUCCAACUUGUUAAAUACAUGGAUUAAAUUCAGACUAUCUGACAACGAAGACAUAUCCUCGCCAUAAUAAAGAUUUUUGAUCAAAGUAAACCCACAAAGAACUGUCAGAGUAGAAAGUGAAAGUGCCUCAAUCGCAUUGUCACAUGGUCGGGUGAAAGGUUUAAUGUACAUGUGAGAUGUGAGAAUGGCGACACAAAGUAUUAACGUUAACAUCAUUUUGAGUCUGUUGUCGUGGACAAAAGUCAAUACGAGAAUCAGUGCCAGUCUUCGGAAUAUCAAGUAGCCUUCCCAUGGGAGAAUAGAGUCGCCAAAACAUAGGAAUGCUUUGUGAGGUCGAAAAGGACCAAGGAGGACUCGAAGAAUGGCUGUCUUUAAUACAUGUUGUUCAGAGGCUUCAUUGGCUCUUAGGCUAUUGUCUUCGAACGUUUGACUGCUUUCGGAUUCUUGUGUUGUUGCCAAACAACAGUUGUGCUGACGUGCCCCCUGGCAACAUCCACAGUUGUCUGCUGAGCAUGUUCCAUGAGAUCCGUUUUCCUGAUCGUCUUCGCGAAUACCACUAACGACUCUGCUAGAUUCCAUUGUAUUAUUACUAGUUCUUUUAUGAAAGCGAUAAUCUCUGACCAGCAAGUAUACCCAAAGACAACAAAAUGGCAGUGGAAAUAUACAUGCGAUGCAAAACUGCGCCACAGAAAUACGAUCCAUCUUUAAAAGGUACGCACCAAGCACAGGCACAAGACAAAAUGGUAAUACGGAUGACACCACAUAAGCAAGAAGAAAAUAUUGAAAUGUUUGGUAGCAUUUGAUAUUACCAUCAAGAAAUAAAACUUCCUUGUCACCAACUGGUACACAGUGAAGAAGAGAGAGACAAAGUUGAGUCGAAGAAGCAUACAUUAAUAAUGAGAUGUAGGUGAAGGCUGAGGCUACACGUGCUUUGAACUUUGAUGGGCGCGGUUGGGUCUCAUUUAUUACCAGAGACCUCAUCUCGAUGCGAACAGGUUUUACAGGUUUUAAGAACACUUGAAGCACACUUGUUACAAGAUAAAGGAUUCCUAGUAAAACUAACAAACAGUAUCCCACAGAAUGCAGGAUAGCAGCUUUUUGAACAGGCUGGAGAUUCUGGACAGGGCAACUAAAUAAUGAAACGUCGACUAAAACCAUAUUCAAGACUCUUCCAAUAGUGUCUUCAAGUUUAGCAAUAAUUUUAUUUUUAUUUUGAGGUCCCACUGUGCUCCGAAGCAACCGUACGACUUGGUAAUAAUAGAAAAUCACUUUAAGUAAUCCGCUGCUUUGCAUUCGCUUACUUUCUACGUUUCUAUCAGUUUUCCGUGUUUCAAAAAUACUCAAACUGCCAAAAAGAGUUUUUCUGACAAUGCUAACAAUCUCCUCGUGGUAGAGAAAGAAGAUUAAGUAUAGAAGUAGCAUCGCGAGUGCGCUAGGAAUGAAUAACGACCCCGAGCAUUUUGCAUUUGCAGUACAUUGCGAACUAAACAGGGUGUCUGACAUUCCUCCUGAACACCGUCCACAGAGCGUUCCAGUUCUGUUACCAUGGCAACUAUCAUAGCUGACGCAAUCAUUGGAAUCACAGCAAUAUCCCGGCGGGCAUUGCGCAAAGGUUAUUGAGGUGUUAGUUUUGUACCCCCAGAAAUUUGGCUUGGCCUUGACCGUACCACUGAUGCAGUUCCCACCUCUGGGACAUUGCAUACAUUUGAUGUGAUUGCUUGUGUUGUAAAUGAAUUUCGCUCUUUUUAGAGCAUACGUUUUCGGAGGACACUUCGCGCAAGUUAUGUAAAUAUAGGUACAACAUAUAGUGUUUUCAUAAACGUUACAGGUUUUUUGAGAAUUUAACACAUACCCUUGAGGACAUAGGAUUUGGAAGCUAUGGUUAAUAAGAACUCGGCUUGUUUUAUAGAAAGGCAUACGUAGAAAAAUGGUUUCUCCUGUCUUCAAGGCGAGUAUAUUGAAUAUGUUUUUACCUUUGAAGGAAACAAAUGAAUGUUCUUUCGCAUAUAACUGAGCGGCGAACGAAACCGUUUGGUGGUUUUCAAAGUAGCACUCGCGAAAUGUUACGUUCGAGAGUUUAGAUACGAUCACAACGGCAGAAAACCGGCUUCCCGCCUUGUUGUCAUAGAAACGACAUGACGUCACUCGGUAUUUGCCUUCUUUGAAAAAUAUCGCUGGCACGUAAUUUUCUAAGUCUCGUCCAUUGAAAUUCCUCGUGAACGUAUUGUUGUGUAUAGUCACUGUCGGUAUUUUACCAGUGGACGCAUACAUCCGAUGAUAUACUUUGGACAUUUGGACAACUAGAGCAGCAGAGUUAUUUCUAAAAGUACUGUUAAGAAUUUCUACCAUGAAAGGUGCAUCUAUGCUGAACCUUAGCAUAAGAUUAACCGCAGGCAGUUUAUUCAAGUUGUUUUCUACUCGGAUAUUCCUUAAAGAUACGUAUAUUCCAUUGCGGAGUGUCUCGACCUCUCUUAUUAAUAAUGAUGAAAAUCCGUUCUUUGACUUUGUCAUUCCAAGAUGAUUAACAAAUGCCGAUUCCCAUAUUGAGAUAUUAAGUACAAGUGCAUGCUGUGGUUUUAUUGCAAAUAAAUGCGUAGAGACAGUGCUGUGUUCUCCAUCAAAGACGCUAUUACGAACAAACACUUCCAACACUCGCGAAUGAGAUUUAUACGACUUCUUGUAAAACGUUUGGAGCGAAAUCGGAUUCCUUUUAAACACGCUGUUUGUUAUAUGGGCUGUUAGGUUAGUGCAUUUUAAUCCAAUGGCCCGAUAUGUUUUUUCUUGGAAAGUUGAAUUGUUUAUAUUAAUGAAACAGUUUUCAGACUUUGUACUGUGUAUGCCAUUUGAGUUAUUUGCAAAAGUUGUAUUCUCUAAUACGAGCUCAAAUGCGGACGCCUCGGUGCAUUCUGCUACAGUGUGGGCCGAUCUGAAUACCAAAUUAUGGAAUGCGACUUUGGUUACUUUCAAUUUCGAAUUUUUUAUUACAAAAAGUUUGCAACUUUUCUUGCAUUUUAUUAUUGGUUGUCCAUUAUUCCCGUGAAAUGAAAUCGUCUUAUUCAACUCGAUAGAGCAUGUUGAUUGUGUUACAUUUUCGCAUUCCAUAUAAGGUCUUCCUGGUGCAUAAUCAAUAUAGAUUUGAUCUCCAUCACUAGACAUCAUCACUGCAUGUCGCACAGUACGACAUGGCAUAGUCCAGUUACCACAAUUGUUGUGAUUGGUGCCAUUCUUUCUGACAUACCAAUGUGUUGAGAGUGCAUUUUGAUUUCCUGCAUGAAUGAUAUUUAACAAAUAUAAAACAUUUUCCGUGUUGAUAUACAGUUAUAUCAACACGAGUGGAAAUUGGGAAAACGAGAAAUUGUGUGGAAACACGACGCCCGAAGGGCGGAGUGUUUUCAUACAAUUUCGAGUUUUCCCAACUUCCACGAGUGUUGAUAUAACUAUAUAUCAAUACAAUAAAUAAUUUGCACUAUUGCUGUUAGGUGGCAAGGUGAGACGAGGCAUGUAUUCAUACAUCUAUAUAUCUAUCCUGUCUAUUCAUACAUUCAGGCAGAGAGUAAACUUUCCGGGGGGUGUAUACGAUUUAUGUUUGUAGUGAUUUAUUGUACUUAGUGCUUUGAAGGUUACUUAGGCAAUUUCAGUUGUCUUAUUUAAUUAAAUAAUCUUUUGCCAAGUUCACAAAAAUUUCGAGGAAUCGUUGUCGUUAUUGUAAUUUUUUGUAAUUUUUAUAACAUUCGCUUCUCAUGUUGUGUAAAGGAUCUUUACCCCGGAACACCCGACUUUUUCUUUAGCAGCACAAAUGCGCAUGCGCUAUCAUGCCGUAGAUUACGAUCGAUGACGUGACGAUGCUAGGAAGGAGCGACCAUUAAUAGAAGCGACACAGUGUUGUUUUCAAGUGUAUAAUUGUAACAUUUCAGACGUGAAUAUUGAGUAAAUCUUUGUGAAUCUGCGCAAUAUAUAAACCGAUGUUAUGCAUUACGGGCAUUCAAUCAAGUAUCGAUAUUAUUUAGGCGGUAUAUUCAUUAUACAGAGCUAGGAAGGAGCUAGACAGUGCUUUUUUCAAAUGUAUAAACAUUUCAGACGUAAAUAUUGAGAAAAUCUUUGAGAUUUUACCAAAUAUAUAAAUUGAUUUUAUGCAUUACGGGCAUUUAAUAUAAUCAAGUGCCGAUAUUAUUUUGAUGGUAUAUUCACUAUACAGAGUUAGGAGGGAGCGAAACAGUGUUGUUUAUAUACAAAUGUGUAAUUAUAAACAUUUCAGACGUGAAUAUUGAGAAAAUCUUUGAGAUUCUACGCCCCGUUCUACGCAAUACAUAAAUUGAUGUUAUGCAUUACCUGCAUUCAAUUAGGUGCAGAUAUUAGUUUAGGCGUACGCAUAAUAUUAUCACGUACUGCGUGAUAAUAUUAAUAAUUAUCAAUAUUAAUAUUCUACAGACUAUUAGCUUAGCUUGAGCUUGCCUUAAUGUAAAGUACUUUUUGUAAUACGUGGUAUCAUUUGUGAAUGAUACGAAGAAUAACGCAUUUCAUUCGAAGGGCCUUCGCUCGAAACGUUUGCUUUCCUAUCAAUCUACGCUGCCACAUGAGACCAUUCGAGAUUAUAUCAUUAUCUAGACUAUUCUAUUAUUUCAAUUCUUUCUAUUCUUUCUAACGCCAUACUAUUUUUUUCCGGGAACACUGAAAGUGUUCUAUGUGUCUUGGGAAACGAGUGUGAUUGUCAUGUAGUUAAAACAAAAUGAACUGAAAUAAUAUCACGAAAUGUACGCGUAAUAAGUACCCCGGCUCCGGUUUACGAGUACGUUAUUUCGUUUUAUCGAUGUCUGUGUGUUUACUCGUAAUUACUGUACAUGCUCUUUCACAGUAGCAAUAGACAGAAAAAGUAUGAUCAAACAUGCAAACACUAUAGGGGAAAUUUCUAAUCUCUACUUUUAGUUCAAAAGUGCGUUCACACUUACCUUGAAAGAUUAACAAUAUCACAGCUAAAAUACUGCAGAACAGCAUGUCAAAAGCUUUUCAUGACCUAAGAUCUUCAAAAACGUAUGAAAGUGAAGGCAGAAGGACAUGUAAAACGCCACUUAAUCCAAUGUUUCAAGUACUUUGUCUUCUUUUGUAAAAUGAAAGUCAUAGAUCUGACUUUCAUUCCUAUGGCUUAGCUUAGCUUCGCUUGGCUAAACGUGCAUAAUGUACUUUCUGUACUGCGUGAUAAUAUCAGUUUAGAAGUGUCUUGUGCCAAGUGAAUUGUCAAAAAUUUAUGCAGGCUUCCCCGUGGCUGUGACGAAAUUGCUAAACCAACAAGACUAGAACUAAACUAACUAAAUAAACCCGACUAACUUAACUGCAAUUUGGACAUAACUGAUUGAUAUGUAAAAUUGUUACCCUUUAUGUAAAAUUGGCAUAACACUGGAACCGAAGGCAAAUCUCCGCUCUUGAAAACACUUGGUUCUACUUUUAAAGUCGUUUCCCAUGUUUAUGUCUUUCGAUAUUGCGGUAAGAAAGUCACAAUCAUAAUACGGUUGAAAAAUAAGUAUUCUAUUUUUACAAAGUUUCACAAAGUAACUGCUUUUUGAUAUAUUCUAUAUUUACUAUUAAUUAACUAGAAUUGUACGUUCCUUACUGGGUCUCUACUCCUUCGCUUACCAAAUAACUGCUAAAAGGUUUGAAGGCACACAACUACGUUCAGUUUCUACAGGAUCUUAGACACUUUCGAAUUAACAACAACAACUUUCCCAAUACAGACAAUGUUACGAUAAGCACUAAGAUCACCAAUGGAGCAACAACUACGAUAUUUUCCAACUUGUUAAAUACAUGGAUUAAAUUCACAGUAUCUGACAACGAAGACAUAUCCUCGCCAUAAUAAAGGUUUUUGAUCAAAGUAAACCCACAAAGAACGGUCAAAGUAGAAAGUGAAAGUGCCUCAAUCGCGUUGUCACAUGGUCGAGUGAAAGGUUUAAUGUACAUGUGAGAUGUGAGAAUGGCGACACAAAGUGUUAACGUCAACAUCAUUUUGAGUCUGUUGUCGUGUGCAAAAGUCAAUACGAGAAUCAGUGCCAGUCUUCGGAAUAUCAAGUAACCUUCCCAUGGGAGAAUAGAGUCGCCAAAACAUAGGAAUGCUUUGUGAGGUCGAAAAGGACCAAGGAGGACUCGAAGAAUGGCUGUCUUUAAUACAUGUUGUUCGGAGGCCUUAUUGGCUAUGCUUUCACAGCUUUCGGAUGUCAGGCUAUUCUCUAAAAGCGUUUGACUGCUUUCGGAUUCGUGUGUUGUUGCCAAACAACAGUUGUGCUGACGUGCCCCCUGGCAACAUCCAGAGUCGUCUGCUGAACAUGUUCCAUGAGAUCCGUUUUCCUGAUCGUCUUCGCGAAUACCACUAACGACUCUGCCAGAUUCCAUUGUAUUAUUGCUAGUUCUUUUAUGAAAGCGAUAAUCUCUGACCAGCAAGUAUGCCCAAAAACAACAAAAUGGCAAUGGAAAUAUACAUGCGAUGCAAAACUGCGCCACAGAAAUACGAUCCAUCUUUAAAAGGUACGCACCAAGCACAGGCACAAGACAAAAUGGUAAUACGGAUGACACCACAUAAGCAAGAAGAAAAUAUUGAAAUGUUUGGUAGCAUUUGAUAUUACCAUCAAGAAAUAAAACUUGGUUGUUACCAACUGGUACACAGUGAAGAAGAGAGAGACAAAGUUGAGUCGAAGAAGCGUACAUUAAUAAUGAGAUGUAGGUGAAGGCUGAGGCGAUACGUGCUUUGAACUUUGAUGGGCGCGGUUGGGUCUCAUUUAUUACCAGAGACCUCAUCUCGUUGCGAACAGAUUUUACAUGUUUUAACACCAUUUGAACUACAUUUGUUACAAGAUAAAGGAUUCCUAGUAAAACUAACAAACAGUAUCCCACAGAAUGCAGCAUGGCAACUUUCUGAACAGACUGGAGAUUUUUGACAGGACAACUAAAUGAUGGAACAUCGACUAAAACCAUAUUUAAGAUUCUGGCAACAAUGUCGUCAAGUUUAGCAAUGAUUUGACUGCUAUCCUGAGGUCCCACUGUGCUCCGAAGCAACCGUACAACUUGGUAGUAAUAGAAAAUCACUUUAAGUAAUCCGCUGCUUUGCAUUCGCUUACUGCUUACGUUUCUAUCAGUUUGUUUCCGUGCUUUAAAAAUACUCAAACUGCCAAAAAGACUUUUUCUGAGAAUGCCAACAAUCUCUUCGUGGUAGAGAAAGAAGAUUAAGUAUAGAAGUAGCAUCGCGAGUGCGCUGGGAAUGAAUAACGACCCCGAGCAUUUUGCAUUUGCAGUACAUUGCGAACUAAACAGGCUGUCUGACAUUCCUCCUGAACACCGUCCACAGAGCGUUCCAGUUCUGUUACCAUGGCAACUAUCAUAGCUGACGCAAUCAUUGGAAUCACAGCAAUAUCCCGGCGGGCAUUGCGCAAAGGUUAUUGAGGUGUUAGUUUUGUACCCCCAGAAAUUUGGCUUGGCCUUGACUGUACCACUGAUGCAGUUCCCACCUCUUGGACAUUGCAUACAUUUGAUGUGAUUGCUUGUGUUGUAAAUGAAUUUCGCUCUUUUUAGAGCAUACGUUUUCGGAGGACACUUCGUGCAAGUUAUGUAGAUAUAGGUACAAUAUAUGAUGUUUUCAUAAACGUUACAGGUUUUUUGAGAAUUUAACACAUACCCUUGCGGACAUAGGACUGUGAAAUUAUCCCUAAUAACGAGUACGAUGUUUUUACUGGAAGGUACGCGUAGAAAAACCAUUUGUCCCAUGUUUAAAUCAAUGAUAUUGAAUAUAUUUUUUCCAUUGAAUAAGACGGAGGACGGUCCAUACGCAUAGAGCUGAGCCGCCGACGAAACGGUUUGGCGGUUUUCAAAGUAGCACUCGCAAAAUUCCACAUGCGACGCAUCAGAUACGGCGACGACAGCAUAAAACGGGCUUUUUCCCGCCUUGUUGUCAUGGAAAUGACAUGACGUCACUUUAUAUUUGCCUCUGUUGAAAAAUAUCGCUGGCACCGAAUUUUCUGAGUUCUGUCCAUUGAAAUUCCCGGUAAACGUAUUGUUGUAAAUAAUUACCUUCGAAUUUUUACCAGUGGGCACAUACACACGAUUUAUGUUAGAGGUUCGGACAACCAGAGCAGCAGAGUUGUUCCUAAAAGUACUGUUAAGAAUUUCUACCACGAAAGCUGCAUGUAUAGUGAAUCGUGCCACGAGAGUAACUGCAGGCAGUUCAUUCAAGUUGUUUUCUACUCUGAUAUUCCUUAAAGACACGUAUGUUCCUUUCCGUUUACUCGAACUUUCAUCGCUUAUAAAUAAUGAUGAAAAUUUCAUAAAUUUGUUCUUAAAAUUUAGUGUCAUUCCCAGAUGAUUAACAAAUGCCGAUUCCCAUAUUGAGAUAUUAAGUACAAGUGCAUAUGGUUUUAUUACAAAUAAAUGUGAAGGGACUUCGCUGUGUUCUCCAUCAAAAACGCUAUUACGAACAAACACCUCCAAUACUUGCCAAUGAUAUUUAUACAACUUGUUGAAAAUAGUUUGGAGAAAAAUCGGAUUCCUUUUAAACACGCUGUUUGUUAUAUGGACAGUUAGGUUAGUGCAUUUUAGCCAAAUAGCCCAAUUUGUUUUUUCUUGGAAAGUUGAAUUGUUUAUAUUAAUGAAGCAGUUUUCACAACUUCUACUGUGUAUGCCCAUUGGGUUAUCUGCAAAAGUUGUAUUCUCUAAUACGAGCUCAAAUGCGAACGCCUCGGUGCAUUCUGCUACAGUAUUUGUCGAUCUGAAUACCAAAUUAUAGAACGCGACUUUGGUUACUUCCAAUCUCGAGUUUUUUAUUACAAAAAGUUUGCAACUUUUCUUGCAUUUUAUUAUUGGUCGUCCAUUAAUCCCGUGAAAUGAAAUCGUCUUAUUCAACACGAUAGAGCAUGUUGAUUGUGUUACAUUUUCACAUUCCAUAUAAGGUCUUCCUUGUGCAUAAUCAAUAUAGAUUUGAUCUCCAGCACUAGUCAUCUUCACUGCAUGCCGCACAGUACGACAUGGCAUAGUCCAGUUACCACAAUUGUUGUGAUUGGUGCCAUUCUGUCUGACAUACCAAUGUGUCGAGAGUACUUUUUGAUUUCCUGCGUGAAUGAUAUAAUGUUUUAUGCAAGUAUAUUCGAUGGUGUUUUGGAGGGCUGCAUGCAAAUGCACUACCCAUGACUCGUACCAGUCUCUGAAUUAUGACGACUGGGUCUACUUUGUCUAACACCAGACCAUUUUAUUCUGUCAGUAGCAGUGUAGCACACCGUGUUAUUCUGUCCAACACCAGAUUAUUUUACCCUGUCUAUAACACCAGACAAUUUUACUGUCUAUAUUAUCUUAAUAUGUCAUGCAGGCUAACAUGAUCUAAAGACUAAACUUCACUACUUCAGUUCAUACGGAUGCAACUUGUAAAAAUUCAAGAAAAACUUCGAGGUUUUAGGCGAAGGCUCUUCGUCAGGAGAAGUUAGUUGCCUGGCUUAGAUCUUUGUAAAAAUAAUUCUUCAUGAUUUUACUUCGUAGAAAAAUACUUCGUUUUCUUAUGUAAAUAAAUAGGGUCGGCCAAGGGGUUUUGGGUAUACAGGAUCUAAUGGGUAUUUAAUUUGAGUAUACUGUAUAUUUACUUAAAUGUUAUGACUAAUUUGGGGUAUUAAGUAUACAGCUUCUGGUUGUUUUAGGUAUUUUGUAACAUUUGGACCGUAAUAAUAGGUAUUUUUAUCCAUAUUUAUCAGGUAUUUAGGAUACCACGACCCCCCCCCCCCUGGCUGACCCCUAAUAAACAGACGAUUAGCUUCAACUUAACUUGGCUGUAACGUACUUCCUGUACUGCGUGAUAAUAUUAAUAAUUAUCAAUGUUAAUAUUCUACAGACGAUUAGCUUAGCUUAGCUUGCCUUUAAUGUAAUGUACUUUUUGUAAUGCGUGGUAUUAUUUGUGAAUGAUACGAAGGAUAACGCAUUUCAUUCGAAGGGCCUUCGCUCGAAAUGUUUACAUCCCUAUCAAUCCGAAGCAUUCUUCAUAUUGGCGCUUCUUACGUUGCGACAGACCAUUCGAGAUUAUAUCAUUUUCUAGACUAUUCUAGUAUUUCUAUUCUUUCUAACGCCAUACUAUUUUUCUCCGGGAACACUGAAAGUUUUCUAUGUGUCUUGGGAAACGAAUGUGAUUGUCAUGUAGUUAAAACAAAAUGAACUGAAAUAAUAUCACGAAAUGUAAUGGUUAACUGCCCUGGCUCCAGUUUACGAGUGCGGGUAUAGCGUCAUUUUGUUUAGCAAUUUCCAUCGAUGUCUGUGUGUUUACUCGUAGUUAUUGAACAUGUUCUUUCGCAGUAGCAAUAAACAAAAAAAGUAUAUGAUCAAACAUGCAAACAUUAGAGGAAAUUUCUAAACAAAAUGACCGUAUCUUAAAACCUAGCUCGAUCUCUAGUUUUAGUCAAAAAGUACGUUCGUCACACUUACCUGAGAAGACUAGCAAUAUCACAGCUAAAAUAAUGCGGUACAGCAUGUUAAAAGCUUUUCGUGGCCUAAGACUUCAAAAACGUAUGAAAGUGAAGAAGGACUGAAAGGCAACUAGACUGUUCAGAUUGUCGGUAAAUUCAAGAACAUUUAAAACGCCACUUCAAUAUUUCAAGUACUUUGUUUUCUUAUGUGAAUAAACUGACGAUUUGCUUUAUAGUUAACCUUUAAUGUACUUUCUGUACUGCGUGAUAACAUCAGUUUAGAAGUCUCUUCUCUAUUAAAGCCGGGAAUGUCAAAAAUUUUAUGCAGGCUUCCCCGUGGUUGUGACGAAAUUGCUAAACCAACAGACUAGAACUAAACUAAUAUUUUUGUUAUGUCUUGUCUGAAAGGCUUUAAUUCUCAUUUUUAAAUUACGCUUUCCACCCGGUGUAUCAAUCGCUGCUGUUUUAAACUAAACCCAGCUAACGUAACUGCAAUUUGGACAUAACCAUGGUUAGUCUCAACCCUUGAGACCAUUCCAGCUAAUAUUACAAAGUUAAUGACAUUCAUUUGACAAAAUGGACUUUCACACACCCUCUCCCCAGUUUUCAAAUUUUUUACCCUCUAUACAAAAUUCGCAUACUCCUUAUAAUAAAUUCCAUGUUGAAGCAUGUUGCCUUCUUAAGCCCCCGCUCCCCCAACUCAAUGUUGAGCUUGUGUCAUGGUAUAUUACCAAAAGUUGUUUCGGCGUUGUUCACAGCAUUGAACUGGGGGAGUUGGGGUGACAAAGUCCGUUUUGUCAUUGUCAUUAACUUUGUAAUAUUAACUGGAAUGGUUUCAAGGGUUUUGUCCAAGAUUAUGGCUUUAACACUGGAACCUAAGGCAAAUGUCCGCUCUUGAAAAAACGUGGUUCUGUUAAGUGGUUUCCUGUGUUUACGAUGAUAAUUCGGUUGAAAAAUAAGAGUUCUAUUUUUACAACAUACAAUUACUGCUUUUUUAUAUAUUCCAAAUUACUAUUACACGCCCAGAAUUAUAUGUUCCUUACUGGGUCUUUACUCUUUUGCUUACCAAAUAACUACUAAAAGGUACCCAACUACGUUCAGUUUCUACAGGAUCUUAGACACUUUCGAAUUAACAACAACAACUUUCCCAAUACAGACAAUAUUACGAUAAACAUUAAGAUCACCAAUGGAGCAACAACUACGAUAUUUUCCAACUUGUUAAAUACAUGGAUUAAAUUCAGACUAUCUGACAACGAAGACAUAUCCUCGCCAUAAUAAAGAUUUUUGAUCAAAGUAAACCCACAAAGAACUGUCAGAGUAGAAAGCGAAAGUGCCUCAAUCGCGUUGUCACAUGGUCGGGUGAAAGGUUUAAUGUGCAUGUGAGAUGUGAGAAUGGCGACACAAAGUGUUAACGUUAACAUCAUUUUGAGUCUGUUGUCGUGUACAAAAGUCAAUACGAGAAUCAGUGCCAGUCUUCGGAAUAUCAAGUAACCUUCCCAUGGGAGAAUAGAGUCGCCAAAACAUAGGAAUGCUUUGUGAGGUCGAAAAGGACCAAGGAGGACCCGAAGAAUGUCUGUCUUUAAUACAUGUUGUUCGGAGGCCUUAUUGGCUAUGCUUUCACUGCUUUCGGAUGUCAGGCUAUUCUCUAAAAGCGUUUGACUGCUUUCGGAUUCUUGUGUUGUUGCCAAGCAACAGUUGUGCUGACGUGCCCCCUGGCAACAUCCACAGCAUGUUCCAUGAGAUCCGUUUUCCUGAUUGUCUUCGCGAAUACUACUAAUGACUCUGCUAGAUUCCAUUGUAUUAUUACUAGUUCUUUUAUGAAAGCGAUAAUCUCUGACCAGCAAGUAUACCCAAAAACAACAAAACGGCAAUGGAAAUAUACACGCGAUGCAAAACUGCGCCACAGAAAUGCGAUCCAUCUUUAAAAGAUACGCACCAAGUACAGGUACAAGACAAAAUGGUAAUACGGAUGACACCACAUAAGCAAGAAGAAAAUAUUGAAAUGUUUGGUAGCAUUUGAUAUUACCAUCAAGAAAUAAAACUUGCUUGUCACCAACUGGUACACAGUGAAGAAGAGAGAGACAAAGUUGAGUCGAAGAAGCGUACAUUAAUAAUGAGAUGUAGGUGAAGGCUGAGGCGAUACGUCCUUUGAACUUUGAUGGGCGUGGUUGGGUCUCAUUUAUUACCAGAGACCUCAUCUCGAUGCGAACAGGUUUUACAGGUUUUAAGAACACUUGAAGCACACUUGUUACAAGAUAAAGGAUUCCUAGUAAAACUAACAGACAGUAUCCCACAGAAUGCAGGAUAGCAGCUUUUUGAACAGGCUGGAGAUUCUGGACAGGGCAACUAAAUAAUGAAACGUCGACUAAAACCAUAUUCAAGACUCUUCCAAUAGUGUCUUCAAGUUUAGCAAUGAUUUUAUUUUUAUUUUGAGGUCCCACUGUGCUCUGAAGUAACCGUACGACUUGGUAAUAAUAGAAGAUCACUUUAAGUAAUCCGCUGCUUUGCAUUCGCUUACUUCCUACGUUUCUAUCAGUUUGUUUCCGUUCCUUAAAAAUUCUCAAACUGCCAAAAAGACUUUUUCUGACAGUGCUAACAAUCUCUUCGUGGUAGAGAAAGAAGAUUAAGUAUAGAAGCAGCAUCGCGAGUGCGCUAGGAAUGAAUAACGACCCCGAGCAUUUUGCGUUUGCAGUACAUUGCGAACUAAACAGGCUGUCUGACAUUCCUCCUGAACACCGUCCACAGAGCGUUCCAGUUCUGUUACCAUGGCAACUAUUAUAACUGACGCAAUCAUUGGAAUCACAGCAAUAUCCCGGCGGGCAUUGCGCAAAGGUUAUCGAGGUGUUAGUUUUGUACCCCCAGAAAUUUGGCUUGGCCUUGACUGUACCAUUGAUGCAGUUCCCACCCCUAGGACAUUGCAUACAUUCGAUGUGAUUGCUUUUGUGGUAAAUGAAUUCCGCUCGUUGUAGAGCAUAUGUUUUCGGGCGACAUGGGAAGCAAAUUAUGUAAAUAUAGCUACACUUUAUGUUGUUUUUUUCAACGUCACAUUUUUUUUGAUAAUUUAACGCAUACCCUUGAGGACAUAGGACUUUGAAGCCAUGUUUAAUAAGAACUCGUUUUUUAUAGAAAGGCAUACGUAGAAAAAUGGUUUCUCCUCUCUUCAAGGCGAGCAUAUUGAAUAUGUUUUUACCUGUGAAGUGAACAAUGGACUCUCCUGUCGCAUGUAACUGAGCGGCGACCGAAACCGUUUGAUUGUUUUCAAAAUAGCACUCGCGAAAUGUUACGGUCGAGACUUCAGAUACGAUCACAACAGCAGAAAACCGGCUUCCCGCCUUGUUGUCAUAGAAACGACAUGACGUCACUCUGUAUUUGCCUCCUUUGAAAAAUAUCGCUGGCACGUAAUUUUCUAAGUCUUUUCCAUUGAAAUUCCUCGUAAACGUAUUGUUGUGUAUAGUCACUGUCGGUAUUUUACCAGUGGACGCAUACAUCCGAUGCUUUACUGCCUUUACACUGGUCAUUUGGACAACUAGAGCAGCAGAGUUGUUUCUAAAAGUACUGUUACGAAUUUCUACCAUGAAAGGUGCAUCUAUGAUGAACCUUAGCGUAAGGGUAACCGCAGGCAGUUUAUUCAAGUUGUUUUCUACUCGGAUAUUCCGCAAAGACACAUAUGUUCCAUUGAGUUUCCUGACCCGGUAUAUUGAUAGUGAUGAAAAUUUCUUCUUUGACUUUGUCAUUCCAAGAUGAUUAACAAAUGCCGAUUCCCAUAUUGAGAUAUUAAGUACAAGUGCAUGUGGUUUUAUUGCAAAUAAAUCCAUAGGGAUUCCGCUGUGUUCUCCAUCAAAAACGCUAUUACGAACAAACACCUUCAAUACUCGCGAAUGAUAUUUAUACUUCUCGCUGUUAAAAGUUUCGAGCAAAAUAGGAUUCCUUUUAAACACGCUGUUUGUUAUAUGGGCAGUUAGGUUAGUGCAUCUUAACCCAAUAGCCCAAUUUGUUUUUUCUCGGAAAGUUGAAUUGUUUAUAUUAAUGAAGCAGUUUUCAGACUUUCUACUGUGUAUGCCAUUUGAGUUAUUUGCAAAAGUUGUAUUCUCUAAUACGAGCUCAAAUGCUGACGCCUCGGUGCAUUCUGCUACAGUCUGUGCCGAUCUGAAUACCAAAUUAUGGAAUGCGACUUUGGUUACUUUCAAUUUCGAGUUCUUUAUUACAAAAAGUGUGCAAUUACUCUUGCAUUUUAUUAUUGGUCGUCCAUUAAUCCCGUGAAAUGAAAUCGUCUUAUUCAACUCGAUUGAGCAUGUUGGGUGUGUUACAUUUUCGCAUUCCAUAUAAGGUCUUCCUGGUGCAUAAUCAAUAUAGAUUUGAUCUCCAUCACUAGACAUCUUCACUGCAUGCCGCACGGUAAGACAUGGCAUAGUCCAGUUACCACAAUUGUUGUGAUUGGUGCCAUUCUGUCUGACAUACCAAUGUGUCGAGAGUACAUUUUGAUUUCCUGCAUGAAUGAUAUAAUGUUAUAUGCAAGUGUAUUCGAUGGUGUUUUGGGGGGCUGCAUGCAAAUGCACUACCCAUGACUCGUCUCUGAAUUAUGAUGACUAUGUCUAUACUUUGUUUAGCAGCAAAAUCUUUAAUUAUGUUCAACACCGGAUUAUUUUACUCUGUCUAGCACCAGACAAUUUUACUGUCUACAUUAUCUUUGUCUGCAGGCUAUUCUAUUCCUUCUUACGCCAGACAUUUUUUCUCCUGGAACACUGAAAGUUUUCUAUGUGUCUUGAGAAAUGAAUGUGAUUGCCAUGUAUAGUUAAAGCAAAAUGAACUGAAAUAAUAUCACGAAGUGUAAUCGUCAACUACAACGGCUCCGGUUUACGAGCACGGGCAUAGCGUCAUUUUGUUUAGCAAUUUUCAUCGAUGCCUGUGUGUUUACUCGUAAUUACUGUACAUGCUCUUUCACAGCAGCAAUAAACAAAAAAAGUGUGAUCAAACAUGCAAACACUAGAGGAAAUUUCUAAACAAAAUGACCGUAUACCCGGAAACCCGAAACCAGGAGGUAUCUUAAAACUUCUAGUUUUAGUUGAAAAGUACGUUCAUCUCACUUACCUGGAAAGAUUACUAACAAUAUCACAGCUAAAAGACUGCGGAACAGCAUGUUUUAAAGCUUUUCGUGAAUAUAAGACUUCAAGAACGUAUGAAGGUGAAGAGAGACUGAAAGGCAACUAGACUUCAUGAAUGCUGAAUGUCGGUAAAUUCAAGGACAUUUAAAACGCCUCUUAAAUACCUCAAGUACUUCGUUUUCUUAUGCAAAUAUAGUGACGAUUAACGAAUUAAAUUGAAUGAUCGCAGAGACAAGAGGUAAAUGUCCACUCUUGAAAAUACGUGGUUCUACCCAAGUCGUUUCCUGUGUUUCCGUAUUUCGAUAUUACAUUGUGAAACAUUGAGUGUCUUUCACAUUUGGACGAUUGUGUCUUGGUUUUCAUUCUUCAAUAUUGCAGUUGCGUGAUUAAAAUGUGGCCUCAGUCGCAUGCUAGAAAAGUGCGUACAGUUUGACUUUAGCUGACGCUUCAGGUUUUCUUUGGUUCCAUCUGCAGUAGGCAACGGACCAUACGGAAUUAUCCUUAUUAGAUUUCUAGGACUACUAGGAGUGAACUGCUACAGCUUUCCGGUAUAAAUAUACGAGUAUUAUUUUUUUCCUAGGAUACAUUUUGGUGCCAAGGUAACGCCAUAGCUCGCAAGCCAAGCGACCAUAUUCGGCAUGCUAACCAAGAGGUACCAUUGAACGAGACAUCGUGCGAAGAAUACGUUCGUGCGCCCGCCAGUCUGGUGGACAUCAGCGGUAGUACAUCUAGUGAUUCAUUGGACGGUAUUGGGGGUCAUGCAAGUACAAUGGUGGAUAACAUAACCGAAUCCCCCAUUGCCACCCCAUCACUCGCAGCGUCCUCGAUAUCCAAUAUAUUAAGCUUGAUAGGAGAUGAACAAUGUCAUAAUGGACAAGUGUGGAUGGAUGUGGAUAACAAUGAUCUUGCAUGUACUUCUGAGUACAACGAGGUACAUUCAGAGAUACAGAAUGUUGAGAGAGAUGGUGCCGCCUGUGUUACCCUUCAAGCUAUUGAGGUGAAGAAGAAAGGUCCUACUCAACAGAAGUUUGUUGGCCGGGCGAGAUUUAAAUCUGCUGAAAGAAAAGGUAUGGUAUUUUUUGCCCUCAAUGGCCUCAAUAUAUUCAUGAGAAAACCCUAAUGCGGCCUACUUUAUUGUUCUACUCUGUCCAACGCCAGAUGAUUUUACUUGUCCCGGGAGGUAGAAUACUGGCAUGCAUUCAAUGGAUUAAUCUUUUUGAGAUUGUCGAGUGGCAUGUUGAGUUUGCUCAAAACGAAAAAGAAAUACAAUAUAAUCUCAACACGACAUUAAUAUUGCUCGCUGAAUUUUUCCGUGUUUCUUGCAGGUUCAGCAUUCAGUACAAAACCAACAAAAAAGUAAGUCUGGUUUAAAAACUACCUAAAAUAUAUAUCUAAUGCGUCUUUAUUCAAAUAAAAAAUAUCGAAACUGUAUUGAAUUUUAGAACCGUGAAUCCGAGCAAAGAUUUAGAAGAAGCCAUAGAGGAAAGGUCAGUAAUGGAUAUUUGUCAGGGGUUGGUUGUUUGAAGGCUGAUCAGCUUAACCCUAGGUUAACCUAAAUUCAAAGCAAACUUCCUGCCAGCUUGUUUACAAAUUGGAAAUGAUUCCUCAGAAAUCUUGUCUGGAUCGGUUCUUCGGUCUGGAUCGAUUCUUCGGUCUGGAUCGAUUCUUCUGUCUGGAUCGAUUCUUCUGUCUUGAUCGUUUCUUCUGUCUGGAUCGAUUCUUCUGUCUGGAUCGAUUCUUCUGUCUUGAUCGAUUCUUCUGUCUGGAUCGAUUCUUUCCACAGUUCUCUGCAGUGUUGAAAUAAUCAGAAUGCAGAAAUACAUAAACUGAAACAGCGGGUUAAACUUUAACCCAGGGUUAGCGCUAACCCACCUUUGAACAACUGGCGCCCCAGGGCGAAUACGUGGAGUUUGGAUACACGAACACGCUAACUAACUAGCUACCAGUGAAAUACCUUCAAUUCCAGUCUAGUAUUACUAACGCCCCGGUGAAACGAGGUUGAGAGUUGAUGAGAGUAGGCAGACACGCAUUGUUACAGGGGACAUUUCAAGCUCUAGAUUAACAAAAUAAAAGUUUGAUGAAUGUUCCAACUAUGUUUUAACUUCAAUAGAAUACAUGAUAGUGUUGAGAAAGCGUUAAGAACAGCUAACCAAGAUCACGUGAUUGUCAACUCUCAUGCACUCUCAUCCUCGUCUCAUCCGGGCUUAGUUCAAAUAAUCAGAUAAAUAACUAACUUGCUAAAUAAGUAUAGUGUACUCAUAUAUUCACUUUCUGGAUUUUCUUUCUUCAAAGGUUAAAGCCUUGUUUAAAGAACUCUGCAGCAUCACUAAGGUCGGUCUCUUAUACAUUGGAUUUGAUUUUGGUCUUUGUCACUGACAUUUUAACAUGAGUUCAGAAUAUUUUGCUUCAUGUCUCAGAAAAUUUCUUUAUUUUUAGAGAACGACCGCAUACAGCAAACAGCAAGGUUUGUCGUUACAGUUGAUUCGUUUUGCAUUUAGGUUUCAUAUUUUGCAUAACUCUUUGUGGCCUGUUUUUAAUAUAGUAUUUUUCAAAACAGAUUUCAAGAAAAUCCUUCCAGUCUGAAAGUGACAUGUGCGUUUCCAAUGACCUGCCUCCCAGACCCAAGACAGUGGCGUCCUCACAGCCUCGAGGUGGUGGCUUACAAGUCAAAAGUAGUAAUGCAAGCACACGAGACAAAUCUCUCACUGCUGCUUUGAGAGCUCGAAGAGCUACAAGGUGAAAUGCCUGGUUUAAAUUAGUGUUCUUAAGUAUACGUGACACAGUGUUGGGGCCUUUAGCAUAUUAACCCCAAAAUGCGAGGACCACAGGUUCGAUUCCUGUCAGAGGCCCAUACAUAACAUCAAAACACAUAAAAAAUAUUUACAAAUAUAGUUAUUAUAAGGAUCUUAAUUAUAGUUGAUAAAAUGUUUUAGUUUGGUUUGAAAGAGUUGAAAAUUAGUAGAUUAUUUUACUUCAAUAGAUAAUGAGUUCCAUUCCCAUACAGAGUGAGAACAGGACUAUUAAAACCAGGAAUAUAAUUUUAUUACUAAAACAUUACAUUCUUAUAUUUUUGAAGGAAAAACGGUCCUCGACCAAAAGUUGACUCCUGGCUUAAGCACAACGAGUCAAGCUUUGAAAUCUCGGGCAAGAAAAUCCACGUCGAAGGCAGUUCAGAGCUCGACGAGAAGGCCGGAAAAACAUCGGAAACACAACAACAUGGAACCAUCAUUGUUCGCAGUCGCAUUCCAGGCGACUCCUCGGCUACCAAGAUCUCGACAGAAACGAAGGAUACUUCUUCGAUAAAUCUGGUUGUAGGCACAGGAUGUUUUAAGAAAGAUAAAGAAACGAGAAGCACAAAACUGGAAGAUGCAGCUCCCAUUAUAAACGAUACAAGAGAUUUAAGUGAUUCAGAUUCGGAGAUGACAGAUUUUGUUACAGCGUGGUUA
Messenger RNA from Paramuricea clavata, 27335 nucleotides. The record is from the annotation of a GenBank genome assembly. NCBI's taxonomy places the organism in Eukaryota, Metazoa, Cnidaria, Anthozoa, Malacalcyonacea, Plexauridae.